Molecule: messenger RNA, 381 nt
Organism: Polistes canadensis
Lineage: Eukaryota; Metazoa; Arthropoda; Insecta; Hymenoptera; Vespidae
Exons: 2
Coding region: 1-381 (126 amino acids)
Source: RefSeq, a predicted model, not a curated record
AUGACUGGUGCAGGUUUCCACAAAGAAAUGUAUAAUUUUGGUAACUUACCAAAUCAGCAAUCUGAAAUUGCUUCAGAUGGAACUAUUUGGACGAGAAUUGAAAAAAAAGGUUUUGCUGGUAAACUACCAGUUCAUGGUGCUUUCAAAGAUGUACAUUGGCUAACAGCACAUGCUAAAGAAACAUUAUUGAACAAGGAUUUAAGUAGUGCGUUCAUAUUACUGAUUGAAAACCAUAUGUUGGAACAUAUACGAAUUUGUUCAGAGUUAGAAGCCUCUCGAGUUUUGGGGAAAAACUUGACAAUUACGCAAGAAAAAUUGAAAGCAUUUCUUGCAAUAUUGUACGCACGUGGGGUGGACGAAGAAAAUAGUUUGAGGCUUUAA